CAUUGUGUGAAUGGUUUGUUUACACUUUCUGAAAGGUGAAAUAUUUCAUUUUAAAAACCUUACUAUUUUUUUAAAGAUUUAGACAGUGGGAUAAAAGAUGGCUAAUGAAUCAGAUGAUGAAAUACCUGAUUUAGUUUUAACUGAUGAUAGAAAAGUACCUAUUACAGUUAUUACAGGUUAUCUUGGUGCAGGAAAAACCACUUUAUUAAAUUAUGUAUUAACAGAACAACAUGGGAAGAAAAUAGCUGUGAUACUCAAUGAAUUCGGAGAAGGAGAUGCUAUGGAGAAAUCUAUGUCUGUUGGUGAAAAUGGUAAUUUAUAUGAAGAAUGGUUAGAAUUAAGGAAUGGCUGUUUAUGUUGUGCUGUAAAAGAUAAUGGUGUUCAGGCUAUAGAAAAUUUAAUGGUAAAGAAGGGAAAGUUUGAUUAUAUUUUGUUAGAAACUACAGGGUUAGCUGAUCCAGGUCCUAUAGCGUCAAUGUUUUGGUUAGAUGAAGACCUCUGUAGUGAUAUUUAUCUAGAUGGUAUAAUAACAAUGGUAGAUGCUAAAUAUUGUCAGAAAAAUUUAGAUGAAGUUAAACCUGAUGGAUCUCUUAUUGAAGCAGCUAGACAGAUUGGUUUAGCUGAUGUUAUCAUUAUCAAUAAAAUAGAUUUAAUAUCACAGGAUGAAUUACAGACUUUGAAAACAAAUCUAAGAUCCUGUAACAGUUUCUCUAAAAUAAUAGAAACCACCAAAGCAAAAACUAAUCUAGAAGAUAUUUUAGAUCUUAAUGCUUACAGAAGUUUAGAUUCCCAUAGUUUAUUUAGUGAUAGAGGUUUUAAUGAAGAUCGUAAACAUAAAAUAGAUAAAACUAUAAGAAGUAUUACUAUAGAUUUAGAAGGUGAACUUAAUAAAACUAAAUUAGAACAUUUCUUACAAGAUCUUUUAUGGGAGAAAAAAAUAAACAAUAAAGAAAAUAAACCAACAGAAAUAUUACGCCUUAAGGGUGUAUUAACACUAGAAAAUGAAGAUAUAUGUUAUAUUGUACAAGCUGUAAAUGAAUUAUAUGAUUUUCAAACCACAUCCUGGAGAGACAAUCCUAAAAUAAAUAGAUUUGUCUUUAUAGGUAAAAAUUUAGAGAAAUCAGUUUUAGAAAAUCACCUUUAUCAAUGUAAAGUAAAAAGCUGA
Messenger RNA from Lottia gigantea (owl limpet), 1165 nucleotides. RefSeq lists its product as hypothetical. The record is from RefSeq and is a predicted model, not a curated record. Gene Ontology annotation, cellular component: cytoplasm. The coding region runs from base 98 to 1165 and encodes 355 amino acids. The transcript is spliced from 14 exons. Lineage: Eukaryota; Metazoa; Mollusca; Gastropoda; Lottiidae.